Zingiber officinale is the source of this 2793-nucleotide messenger RNA. Its product is annotated as folylpolyglutamate synthase-like. Gene Ontology annotation, biological process: tetrahydrofolylpolyglutamate biosynthetic process. The record is from RefSeq and is a predicted model, not a curated record. The coding region runs from base 5 to 1759 and encodes 584 amino acids. Lineage: Eukaryota; Viridiplantae; Streptophyta; Magnoliopsida; Zingiberales; Zingiberaceae. Gene Ontology annotation, cellular component: cytosol; mitochondrion; cytoplasm. Gene Ontology annotation, molecular function: ATP binding; tetrahydrofolylpolyglutamate synthase activity. The transcript is spliced from 16 exons.
CCGAAUGGCCAUGCUGCGUGCAGGCCCGGCUCAUGGCGCUCGCCCCACCCCUAAUCCGCUCGUGCGCGCUUCGGCCUCAACCUCGAGCCCAUGGCGGCGCAUCACAAGCAUGCUAUCCAUUUCCUCGAUUACCAGGUGCAAGUCCAACGAUCGUUCGUUAUCCCUUCGUCAUCCCCUGCCUCGCUGCUGCCUUUCUCUCCGCGGCAGUUGCAAACCGUACCUGGCCAUGCCCCGAGAGUACGAGGAGGUUUUGCGUUGUUUGUCCUCCCUCAUCACCAAACGCACUCGAGGCGAUGGCGCCAACAGGGGCGACCAGUUCGAUCUGAUGUUCGACUAUUUGAAGAUUUUGGAUUUGGAAGACGCGAUUUCUCGGCUCAAGGUUAUCCAUGUAGCUGGGACCAAAGGAAAGGGUUCCACGUGCACGUUUACGGAAUCAAUCCUCAGGUCUUGUGGAUUCCGUACUGGACUGUUUACUUCGCCUCACUUGAUCGAUAUACGGGAGCGGUUUCGACUUGAUGGAGUAGAAAUUUGUGAAGAUAAGUUUUUGGACAAUUUUUGGUGGUGUUGGAAUAGAUUAAAGGAGAAAACUGGUGAUCAUUUACAAAUGCCAUCUUAUUUCCGCUUCCUUACACUUCUAGCAUUUAAGAUAUUUUCAGCAGAACAGGUUGAAGUUGCUAUUAUGGAAGUUGGUUUAGGAGGAAAAUAUGAUGCAACUAAUGUGGUGCGGGAGCCAAUUGUUUGUGGCAUAACCUCCUUGGGUUAUGACCAUAUGGAAAUCCUUGGAAAUACACUGGGCAAAAUUGCAGGAGAGAAAGCUGGUAUCUUCAAGAAAGGAGUGCCUGCAUAUACUGCACCGCAGCCAGAAGAAGCAAUGACAGUGCUGGUAGAUAAGGCUUCUCGAUUAAGUAUUUCACUUCAAGUAGUUUCACCUUUAGACCCUGGACAACUUGGAACUCAACAUCUUGGACUAAAUGGGGAGCACCAAUAUAUAAACGCUAGUCUUGCUAUUGCCUUGUCCAGUACAUGGCUUAAAACAACUGGAAAUUCAAAAGGCAUAAACUUAGACCAAGAUAAUUUACCUGAACAGUUUAUCAGAGGCUUAUCAAGGGCCAGUUUAGAGGGGCGAGCACAGAUUGUUCCUGAUUCAUUUGCACAACAGCUAAACUCCAAUAUUGGAGACUUGACUUUCUUCCUUGAUGGAGCACAUAGCCCAGAAAGUUUGGAGAUGUGUGCAAAAUGGUUUUCUCAUGUUAUAAGAGUUGACAGUUUAAACUCGGAGAACCAAGCUCUUAAGAACAAUUACAUCAGAAAAGGAGGUCACCCUAAUUCACUGGGAAAGGAGUAUUUACCUAUACUUCUAUUCAACUGCAUGUCAGUUCGAGACCCACAGCUCUUGCUUCCACGUCUGGUCAAUACUUGUUCACACCUUGGAGUGAAAUUCCAUAAGGCUCUUUUUGUGCCAAACCAAUCAGUAUACAACAAAGUAAGUUUUGAUGCAGCAGCACCACCAGCUGAUGCCCAUCAAAGUGAUCUGUCAUGGCAACUGACACUACAGAGGGUAUGGGAAAACCUAGUUCGAAGCGAACAAGACCCAGGUGAGACUAGUGAAUAUGGUGGCAGUUUAGUAUUUCCUUCUCUCCCAUUGGCCAUAAAGUGGCUCAGAGAAAGUGCUCUUCAAAAUAGAUCUACUCAAUUUCAGGUUCUAGUAACAGGAUCCUUGCACCUCGUGGGUGAUGUCCUGAGAUUAAUCAGGAAAUGAUACUUAGUCGAUUCAAUUAAUUUGCUGCACCAUAUUCAUAAGGUUCACUGGUUAUUUGUUUUUCUAGCGACUCGAGCAAUAGGUAUUCAAUUUAUGGCAUUCUUCCAUCAUCUUUUAUUGAAACCCUCUGAACUUUAGGAGGAGAUUGGCAACUAGUUUUGAAUUAUUCUCACUUGUUAAAAUUCUUGUUCCACAGCCUGAAAAGACAGCAAUGAAGAUAUGAUUCAUUCUUGAAACUUUAUAAAGAAGUGUGUACCAUAAACGAGUUGUAACAUUGUUUCAUUGUUCCAAAAUAAAUGUGUUUUCUGUAAAAUAUUUUGACAGAAACUUUUACAAUGAAAAGUUUCGUAGGAAAAAAAAAUUAUAGUCAUUGUCACUUCCUGUUUUCCCGGAAGCCCUAUCCUAAAUCCAAGAACCAUGUAAAGCCAUGAAUAUUCUCCAAGAUGAUCAGUAAUUGAAGUUGUUGAAGAGGUCGAACGCAUCCUGCCAUUGAUGGUAAUCUAGCUCCAGCCAUGCCGACUCGGGGUCAAUGGAAGACAAUGGUACCGCAGCUGAGUCUUCCUCCGUCAGUUCUGGCCAUGGCAAUGCAGCUAAGUCUUCCUUCGUCAGUUCUGGCUCAACCUCAGUUAAGUCUUCCUCCGACAGUUCCAGCAAUGGCAAUGCAGCCUCAGCUAAGUCUUCCUCCGACGGUUCCGGCCAUGGCCAUGGCAAUGGCAAUGCAGCCUCAGCUAAGUCUUCCUCCAACGGUUCCGGCCAUGGCCAUGGCAAUGGCAAUGGCAAUGCAGCCUCAGCUAAGUCUUCCUCCAACGGUUCCGGCCAUGGCCAUGGCAAUGGCAAUGCAGCCUCAGCUAAGCCUUCCUCCAACGGUUCCUCCGACGGUUCCGGCCAUGGCAAUGGCAAUGCAGCCUCAGCUAAGUCUUCCUCCGACAGUUCCGGCCAUGGCAAUGCACUUAAGUUUUCCUCCGUCAGUAAUUCCGGCUCAAACUCCGCCACCGCCCCUCCCACCACCUGUUCGACCAGCGGCCACGGCGGCU